AUGGAUUUCAUCAAGACCAGUUCCCUGCGUGCUCUGAUUGAGUUAACUUUCCAACGCAACUGGAACGGCCUCAUUUGGAUGAGUAGAAAAGGAGUUAUAGCCAAAAGAGUGAAGGCUGCUCCAGACGGCCAUAUCGAGAAUCAGCGCCGAACGCGCAGACCGGCUGGCCGAGGAACGAAUGUUCCGCGCUCGGCCAAAACCGUAUCCGUCCGACUGAAGUCUCGGCCAAAGUCCAAAACCGUCGGCCGAUCGCAAUCACGACCCGGGAAACAUUGCCCGCGGUCGGCCAAGCCACGCCACGCCGCGCACGACCACCGCGCGAGCCGGGAAACGCCUCGCGGCCGCGCAACUCAUCUCACGUACCACGCCGAACGCGCCAUCCGACCGGGAAAACGUCCCGCGUCCGGCCGAGAAACCAUCGGCCAAAUUCACCGUCGACCACACCGGCCGACCGCAUCAUCCGGCCCGACCGUUCCGACUCGGCCAAAGACCCGACUGUCCGGCCGACCGUCCCGACCGACCGUCCGAACGCCGCGGUCGACCCGAAGCCGUUUUUGA
This is a messenger RNA of Microthlaspi erraticum, 558 nucleotides long. Lineage: Eukaryota; Viridiplantae; Streptophyta; Magnoliopsida; Brassicales; Brassicaceae. The record is from the annotation of a GenBank genome assembly.